AAUCAUUAUCAUGAUUCACUGUCAUGGAGUCAUGUGAAGUAUCAGAGAUUCUCAAAUCCUCCAAAAACAUACCCAAAACAAUUUUCCUCUUUCCCCUCACAGCUUUCAUCCUUGUCCUUCUUCUUCCUCUCCUCAUUCACUUCAACCAAUCAUCUUCAAAGAUUCUCUUCACAACAACCACCGUUGUUGAAAAUCAAACAACAACAACAACAAAUAAUUGCAGCAAUUUGUUUUCUGGAAAAUGGGUUCCUUAUUUAGAACAAAGUUAUUACAACGAAACGUGUCCUUUUAUUAAGGAGAAUCAGAACUGUUUUGUUAAUGGAAGACCAGACAGGGAUUUUCUUAAAUGGAGAUGGAAACCUGAUGACUGUGAGCUUCCUUUGUUUGAUGCAAAAGUGUUUUUGAAGAUUGUUAAGGGAAAGUCAAUGGCUUUUGUUGGUGAUUCAAUUGCUAGAAAUCAGAUGCAAUCUUUGCUGUGUCUCUUGAAUUCCGUUGCUCGGCCAGAGGACGUUUCAACCAAAUAUGUAUCAAAUGAAGACUUAACAUAUUUCAAAUGGUGGUUCUAUGCUGAUUAUAACUUCACCAUUACAAUGUUAUGGUCCCCUUUUCUAGUGAAAUCCUCUAAAUCUUACAUCUACAACAGUUCUAAUUUCCUCAAACCCGAGAGUCUUUAUCUCGACGAACCAGACACAGCUUGGACGAGUCGAAUUGAAAAUUACGACUACGUAAUUUUCUCCGGUGGACAGUGGUUUUUCCGACCAUUCACAUUCUACGAAAACAAUACAGUUGUUGGAUGUCAAAAAUGCAACAACUCAAUAGAACUCAACUAUUACGGAUACAAGAAAGCGUACCAAACCGCGCUCAAAACUAUUACGAAUCACGAAAAGUUCAAAGGAUUGGUGUUUUUAGCGACACAUUCUCCAAAUCAUUUUGAGAACGGCGAAUGGAAUAAAGGCGGAGGAUGUAAUAGAACACAGCCCUUUAGUAAUGAACAAAAAUGGGAUGUGCAUCCUUAUGGUCUAGAGAUAUUGCAUCAAAUACAAAUCGAUGAAUUCAGUGCUGCAAAGAAGAAUGCAGGCGAAAAUGGCUCGCGUUUUGGUUUGAUCGAUAUAACGGAUGCGAUGUUGAUGAGGCCGGACGCACAUCCUAACAAAUAUUGGCACGCGAUGGGUAAAAAUGUGAGUGUUAAUGAUUGUAUUCAUUGGUGUGUGCCGGGACCUGUUGAUACUAUCAACGAGAUUUUUCUCUAUAUGAUCAUGAGAAUGAAGUUAUGAUAGAUAGUAUUUUUAGUUUCGAAAUGCAUACUUGUGUUUUGGAAAGUGAUUUUUCUUAAAAAAUGUAUUGAACAAAGGUGUUAGUGUUUUUCUAUGAAGAACUGCUAAUUAAGUAUUAGGCCAGACGAAGUGGUCAUAAUUAUUAGAAACUCACACGAGGCAGCGUUCGAACUUGGUGUGACGUCCAACCUAACCUGAUAUUAUACAAAUGAACUUCUGAUUCUUGUUGUCCAUUUUGAUAUUGCCAAAAUGUAAAUGAUCAUUAUGAGGACAUCAGAUUUGUUUGUUUGCAUACAUUUUCUUAAAUUCAUCACCCUAAUUCUUUGAGAAAUAGUCAAAGUAAACUCUUAAUUGUUAUGAUAACAUAAAUGUUAGAAAUAAAGCAGUAUUAGGUAUUUUUUAGAAUGAUGAAUUGGUAUUUGGUUGGGUGGUAUGUGAAAAGGAAUUUAUAUUUUUGAAAUAUCUUACAGAAAAAGUGGGUCAAAGAAGUGAUUAAUAAUACUCUUGGGCAGUACUACUACUCAACCCACCCCACAGGGGCUACUACACUACAGCAGAAAUUCUAAAAUGUUUU
Molecule: messenger RNA, 1848 nt
Organism: Vicia villosa (hairy vetch)
Lineage: Eukaryota; Viridiplantae; Streptophyta; Magnoliopsida; Fabales; Fabaceae
Product: protein trichome birefringence-like 21
Exons: 2
Coding region: 24-1274 (416 amino acids)
Cellular component (GO): Golgi apparatus
Molecular function (GO): O-acetyltransferase activity
Source: RefSeq, a predicted model, not a curated record